CUCCUCUCCACUUGUUUUCGGACUAAAAUUUAUAUCGGUAUUCGUUCAAUAAUCAAAUUUUUAAUGUAUUUCUCAUAAGUAAUAAAGUUUUUGGUUUGUUUCAGAAUGCAGCAACAACAACUAGCAGCUCAACUAGCUCAACACGGAGGCACCGGUCGACAACCCCCCUUAAGUCCAACACCAUCAGACAGCGAUUCAGACAUAUCCCUCGGUGCCCACUCGCCGCCAAUAAGUUCACCAGGUCCUCUCCAAUUCGGUAGAUCCUCCCCUAAUCCUAUAACAUCGUUUAGAUUCGGCGCCCACUCACCUGGUCCCAUGCCUGCCCAAUUUAGAUUUGGAGGGAAUCAUACGCCGCCAAAUUUUUCCCCAAAUUUUCGAAUUGAAAGACCCAAAGACCGAAAUUCAGCAUCACCAAUUAAUGUAGAUGGCAGUUCGACGUAUACUGCUGUGAAUUUGAGGUUAACUGCGAACGACAGUCCCAUAGAUGUGGAUAGUACGGAUAAGGACAGUAGAAAGAUAGACUCACCACCACAAACCUCCCUUCAACACUCUCCACCUAUGAACUUACGAAUAGCCGACAACAUGAGGAUGCAGCACGAGAGCUCAAAGAUAGAAACCCCAUUGCCUUUAAGGUUGGGUCAUCAAUUAAACCCCACGCAGAUUACAGCACCCUUGAGGAUCCAAGUGACGUCUCCGGGAAGGCUGGGGGCUCCUUCGCCGCAUACUAAUCUCCACGGAGCUUACUCGCAUGGGGGAAUAGUGCGGAUCGCCCCGCCGAGCCCCAACAAUAACGGUCCGCUACUGCACAGGCCGUUUUCGCCUCCAAGGUUAACGUGAUACUCGCCUAUGGGUUGGAAAGUUUGUGAAUAGGAUAUUUUUUAGGUUAGAUAUCACAGAAAAAUUAGGAUAAACUAAUAUUCAGUAUCUAUAAACAAAAGAGAGAUGUUGCAAAUUUCUAUAACGUCAGCUACUAAUAGUGACAACAUAAUUGGAGGCAGAUAAAUUUUCGAUGCUAAAAUAAGACUCAUUGAAAGUCUGAAAUUUUGAUAUAAGAGUCCUUAUGCAUAUUUUUAACCUCAUUUUAAAAACUUAUAGUUUAUCUUUGUUGUUGUAUAUAAUAGAACAUAAUAUGGAAGAGGCAUUAGAAAUUGCAAUUUUAGAAGACUUAGAUGAUGAUGAUAGUAUAAUUUAAUAUUAAAAAACUUCGGACUGAUAUUAAUGUCGGCAAGCGCACCCGAAAGUACUAAAGUCUUUACUAUUUUCUUUAAUAAAGUUAGUUCUAGAGCUUAAACGAUCUGCGCAUGCUCAGCUCUAAAAAUAAAAGCUGCGCUAAUAGUGGCUGACCUUAAGUGAACUUGCAAUAUCUUUCUGAUUAAUAAAAUGACGUUACGUUUGCUUUUCAUUAAAUUUUCGUUUUGCAAUAAUUCGGUAUUUAGGAAACAAAUUAUAAAAAGCUGAAAUAAAAGUUAAAAAAAAAUAAAUAAAUAAAUGAUGGGUUUAAAUAGUUGUCAUAUGCAUAAAAGGCAGGGACGUAUUUUAAAGGCGGUUAAAAUAUUAAACCAAUUUUCUUGAAUUAUGUCGCUUCUAAAAUAUUUAAAAUUUCUUUCAUUCUCUCCCGUUAUGACCAAGUAAAGAAAGUAAGCUGAAACAGUGUUUGAAUCUUCUACAUCCGUGAACUUAGCACUACCACUUUGGAAUUUUGUAUUUUUAAAUAUUGGAGAAUUUGUGGGUUUUUAUCGUAAUUUUGUCGUCUAAAAAGGAAAUUUGUCGCUCAUCCCCUUUUCAAAAUAACCCCUGGUAGUGCUAACUUCACGGUAAAGUUAGCACUAUCGCAAUCCCGAAAAUGAGCAUAAAUGACAUGUUUUUAUUUG
Molecule: messenger RNA, 1871 nt
Organism: Psylliodes chrysocephalus
Lineage: Eukaryota; Metazoa; Arthropoda; Insecta; Coleoptera; Chrysomelidae
Source: the annotation of a GenBank genome assembly